AUGGCCAAUCCUUUCUUGCCAGGCACUUCUGUGAAAUGCUACUUCUCUUCAUACCUCCUGACCAAAGCAGAGGUGGAGGAGCAAGAUCACAGACAUGAUGAGGAAUCCCGACUCAUCACGCAUGGUCGUCUUCUCCUCAAGGAACGGAUCCAAGUCAGCAAGGGCUAUCCAGAGCGGCCACCCGGUCAUGUAUUCUGCCACCACUGCCUCACGCAACAUCUCUAUAAUAGUAAUGUGGAAACGGAGCCUACAUGUCCAGAAUGUACAUCCGUUGUGGAUAUUCAGAGUAUGAAGGAUCCAAUGAUUGCUGUGGAGAUCAUGAGACUUUGCACGCUGGCUGACAGCAGGUACAUUCUCAACGAAUGCCACAAAUUACUCCUCAAACAAUGUGAUAUGAAUACUCAACUGUUGAAUGACCUCGAGCAUGAGAUAGAAGAUGGAAAAGGGUGGAAGAAAGCAGCUGAACAUGGCAGGGAUGAAAUGUACAAGUUGACUGAGAAGUAUCGUGAACAGCGGCUGCAACUGCAACGUUAG
Messenger RNA from Laetiporus sulphureus 93-53, 534 nucleotides. RefSeq lists its product as uncharacterized. The transcript has 5 exons. The record is from RefSeq and is a predicted model, not a curated record. Bases 1 to 534 code for a protein of 177 amino acids. NCBI's taxonomy places the organism in Eukaryota, Fungi, Basidiomycota, Agaricomycetes, Polyporales, Laetiporaceae.